This is a messenger RNA of Lachancea nothofagi CBS 11611, 1212 nucleotides long. Lineage: Eukaryota; Fungi; Ascomycota; Saccharomycetes; Saccharomycetales; Saccharomycetaceae. The record is from the annotation of a GenBank genome assembly.
AUGAAAUGGCAUAGGGUGCUUCACAGAACUCUUGUGAGUGGUGCUAAAUGCUUCAAUAAACCAGAGAAAGACGCUGGGUACUUGUCUCGCCGUUUGGCGCAGCUGAAAGAGGAGAACUGUGUGGAUCAAGCGGAUCCCUUGAGUAAGUUAAUUAGAAAUGAGCAAUUGGAUGUAUUGCAUGAGGAAUUGAGAAAAAAGACUUUUGAACAUCAGUAUCGUAGAGAGAUUGAGGUCUCGAAGUUUGGCGAUCAUUUAAGUAAGAAUGCUCAAGAAACAGCCAUGUCGAGACCAUGGUUUGGCGAUGAACAUUUCACUGACACAUCACUAAGAAUGCUCAUGGAUGGAUUAAAAGAUAAAGGAACUAAUAAAGUUAUAGCGGUUGAUAACAUAGCCUUCAAGUCAAAAACCAAUACUACAAAACAUGCAAGGGGUCGAACGAGAGAUCGAUUAGAAGCUGCCCAGGACAACGUUAUCAACUACAAGAUCGACAGAGACAAAAAGAGUAUCGAUGAGAAAGAAGCUUCUGAGUUUCGAGCUCUGUACGCAGAGAAGUUUACACCCGUAGGCUCCCUUGAAAAACUCCGAUCGCUCGCAGACUUUAGAAUUGAAGAGAGCAUGAAAAAAGGUGAAUUCAAGUCUGCCCACAAGCUUCAUGGCAGCAAAUUGAGUACUUCUCAGCCGGCACCUUACGUCGAACGUACAGAGCAUCAUUUAAACGACAUAAUGGCGCGCCAAAAAGUAACUCCUCCUUGGAUCGACAAACAGUCAUCUGUAAAUUGUGACAUUCAGCGUCUCCGGGCCGCCUUCGCGGAGAGCUACCAUCAAGAGUUGGUAUCCGAAAUGCAUGCAAGGCACAUGUUCAAUAUCACUACACGGGAUAACACUGAAGCAAGGCUUGAAUUAGCCGCCACUGGUCUAAUGAAAUCUGCAUUUACAAAAUGGAAGACCGGAUAUAGUAACGUUGCCAAAGCCAAGAUCAAUACUUUGAAUAAUUCCAUGAGGUCUUACAACCUUCAGGCUCCACUAUCUACGCAAAAACUGUAUUUACUGGUGGACAGAGAAUUUAAAAGGGUAUUCGAGAGUACAGACGUCGUUAAAGUCUUUCAAGAUGAGAUGGCCUUGCGACAGCGAGCAAAAGAAGAAUACGAUGAUGCAAAGAAAGCUUUACGUCACGGAAGUCUCAAGUGGAUCAAGAGCUGGAGGUUGUGGUAA